GCCCCGGGGGUGGUGCCUUUGCCCCCCCCCCGCCCCCCCCCAGCCCCAUCCCGUCCCGUGCCCGUCGCCAUGAGCGCCCCGGGGCCGGGGGGCCGGGGGCUGAGCUUCGCCGAGGGGCUCCUGCGGCGGCACGGCUGGAGCCAGGGCAAGGGGCUGGGCAAGAAGGAGGACGGCAUCAGCCAGGCCCUCAGGGUGAAGGUGAAAUGCGACAGCGCGGGGGUGGGUCACAACGCGGCCGAGCAGUUCUCCUUCCACUGGUGGGAUCACGUCUUCAACGAGUCCGCCGCCAACAUCGCUGUGGAGGACGGGCAGGACGGUGUCUGCCUGAAGACCCUCGGUGAGCAGCGCUCUGGGAUCAGCACCAAGAAGCCCCGCAAGGCCGUCGGUGCUGGCAGCAAACUGUACGGCCGCUUCGUGAAGGCAGCCACGCUCACGGCACGCGGCGAGGAGCCGGCCAAGCUGCCCGCAGGCUCGGAGAGCAGCGAGGAGGAGGAGGAGGAGGAGAAAUUGGACCGCUCUUCGGCCCGGAGGCUGACGGAUGAGGAGCUGGUGAGAGCAUGCGGGGGCCGCACUGCACACAAGGGGGCCCGUCACGGCCUGACCAUGAGCGCCAAGCUGGCGCGCCUGGAGGAGCAGGAGCGAGCCUUCCUCGCCACGUACCAGCAAAAGAGGGAGCAGCCCCAGCCUGCAGAGCUGCAGGAGAAGAAGAAGAAGAAAAAGAAGAAAAAGAAACGGGCUGGAGAUGGAGCAGAGGCUGAGGCGCCGCAGAGCUGUGAGCCAAGUGGAGAAGAGGAGGUGGAAGGAGAGGAAGAGAAGGUUGCGAAGAGAAAGAAGAAGAAAAAGAAGGAGAAAGAAGAACUGGCUGAGGCAGAAUUCCCUCUAGAAGAGGCAGAAGGGGCAGAGCAGGCUGAGCACAGCCCCAAGAAGAAGAAGAAGAGGAAGAAGAAGCGGAGGGAGGAGGAGUGAAUGGUGCCGGUACCGCCUGGCUGGGAGGGCACCGAUCCUGCCUGCGGCACCGGUGGGCACCCAGAGCUGUGGCUGAGCCCCGCAUGAGCUGGGCUCGUUGGGCUGGGGCUGGCUGGAGUUUUGUUUCACCCACGGAGCCUUCCUCCAGCCUGGGGUGCGCCCAGAUCUCCCCAAACCACAGGGCUGGGACGUGUUUGUUACAGGUCCAACAUCAAGGGAUGCAAGGGCAGAGCCCACCGCGCACUGGUUCGUUUCCCAAGGGCAUCAAUAAAACUUUAUUGCAGUGAAA
Anas platyrhynchos (mallard) is the source of this 1255-nucleotide messenger RNA. Its product is annotated as G patch domain-containing protein 4. Gene Ontology annotation, molecular function: nucleic acid binding. Gene Ontology annotation, cellular component: nucleolus. The record is from RefSeq and is a predicted model, not a curated record. Lineage: Eukaryota; Metazoa; Chordata; Aves; Anseriformes; Anatidae.